Molecule: messenger RNA, 1401 nt
Organism: Notechis scutatus (mainland tiger snake)
Lineage: Eukaryota; Metazoa; Chordata; Lepidosauria; Squamata; Elapidae
Source: RefSeq, a predicted model, not a curated record
CAACCAUCAAAGAUACUAUCUGGAAAAUAGAGGUAUGUGAAGUAGUCAUCAUUAGGCAUUUCAAGACAGCUUGGAAUCUAUUCUGUUUCUGCCAUCCAAUUCAGAUAUUUUUCCUCUUGAAUAUUUCUGAACUCAAGCAGGAUGCUGAUUAUCUUUAUUUUGUUCACUGUGAUACAUGUUUCAAGCACAUUAUAUGGACCAAGGCUACUGAUAAGUCAUGUUGGUGGAUCAGUGACAAUCAAAUGCUAUUAUGCACCCACAUCAGUGAAUAGGCAUGACAGAAAAUUUUUGUGCAAGGAAUUGCCACAUAAAAGCUGUCAAACUAUCAUUUCUAGCAGUACUUUCAUUGAUCAAAAUUACAAAGAAAGAGUGUCAAUGUACAACAACCCUCAACAAGGGAUUUUGCAAGUGACAGUAAGAGAGCUGAAAAAGACAGAUUCCAGUUAUUACAGAUGUGGUAUUGGCAAAAUAUAUAAUGGUUUGUAUGCUAGGGUGAAUUUAACAAUUUUAGAAGAUCGGUAUUUACCCAAAUCCCCUCAAAUUGUUUGGGGUAAGCUGACUGGGUCAGUGGAGAUCCAAUGUCCAUCAGAAACUCCCAGGCUGGAAAUGGACAAAAUAUUGUGCAAGAUGAUCCAUACUGAUUGUUCUCCCAUAGUGAAAAAAAGCAACAAUAGAAAGUACAGUCACCGAAUUAUUAUGACCAAUGGAAAUAGCUCAGGAACUUUCAGUGUUACUAUAAAUGAUUUGAAAAGACAAGACUCUGGAGUCUAUGUGUGUGGGACAAGAAUAUUGGACAAGAAUGCAAGUGUGAAAACUAUACAACUGCAAGUUGUGGAAGAAUCAGUUUUCUCUACUAUCUUAAAUGAUACCCAAACUACAUAUGAAUCACAGACUAUACCUUCGUACUGGAAUGUGACAUCUACAAAUGAAGUCUACCAAGAAAGAGUUGCAACGCGGGCUUCACACAAUACCUUCCCUUUGCAACCUAAAAUACUAGAAAUUAAUCAUGCACAAACAAAGGUAUAUUCACAUUGCAGCACCCUAAUCACCCCCACAGUUGGAAGAUCAACAGCAACUGAACUGAGCAGAUCUUCAUACACUGAGCAAAAUCUAUUGGCAAUUGUAAUACCAGUUCCUGUUCUACUUCUACUUUUUGCUGUCAUGGUUAUUUUGGUUCUUGUUAAAAUAAGGCAAAGGAAGACUGCAUUGCUUAACAUUACUUCAAAAAGUCCUGAAGGAGAAAUGCUAUCAACUAGUCAAAAGCAUUCGGAGGAACAUACCCAAAAUGAUAGUAGAAAUUCAGCAGAAGAAGAUGAGGGUGUUCUAAAUUCUGAUGAAGCAAAUGCCACAGUUACUAUCUAUUGUUUAGCCAAUCCUGAAGACUCAAGUAAAAAUGACUGA